UAAACGAAAGUCAUGUAGUGGCCGCAAGAUGGCGCUACCUUCCCCGCUGCAUCAGAGGAAAAUAACAUGGAUCGUGGAGAUCGGUGAGGUGCCGGCAUACAAAACGGAACCCUACGAGUUCCAUCUCAAUAAUAGCAAAUACGAACGAGAGGACGUGCAGAAAAAGACGUUUGCGAAAUGGAUAAAUUCACAGCUGGCAAAGCACGGCAAGCCGCCAGUGUCGGACCUGUGCCAGGACCUGCGAGAUGGGGAGGUGCUGCUGUCCCUGCUCGAGAUACUCACGCAGCAGCAGUUCAAGCGCGAGCGCGGGCGUAUGCGCGUGCACCAGCUGAACAACGUGAACUGCGCGCUGCGGGCGCUGGCGACGGCCGGCGUGCGGCUCGUCAACAUCAGCUCCGGUGACAUCGUCGACGGCAACCCCAAGCUGGUGCUAGGUCUAGUGUGGAGCAUCAUCCUGCACUGGCAGGUGCAUUGCCACCUGCGCGAGCUGAUGUCUGACCUGCAGCAGACCAACCUGGAGAAGGCGUUGUUGGAGUGGUGCAGGACGCAGACUGAGGGUUACGAAGGAGUCACUGUGGACAAUCUUACAUCAUCCUGGGCAGACGGGCUGGCUCUCUGCGCACUGCUGCACCGUCUGCGGCCGCGGCUCCUGGACUACAAUAGUCAGAGAGCCCGCACACCGCACCAGAGACUCGAACACGCGUUUACUAUCGCCCACAAACACCUGGGCAUAGCUCGCUUGCUGGAUCCCGAAGAUGUGAACACACCGAACCCGGACAAGAAAUCUAUAAUGAUGUACCUGAUGUGCCUGUUCCAAUCGCAGACCGGGGAGACCAGCAAAGCUGACCAAGAUGAGGAGAUGGCCACGUUGGAUGUUAGCGCUGAUACGCGGUCGCGGCCUCUAUCAGCGGCGUCAGCGGGCACGGGCGAGCUCGGCGCGUACGGGUGCGCGCUCGAGGACGCACUUGCGGCACUAUUAGGCGGGGAGGAGCGGCUCGGUGCGCCGGACCCGCCCCUAGCGGACACGCCCCACGAGCGCCUGCACCAGCUGAAGGCGCGGUUCCACGCUCACGAGAAAUUUCUACUGGAGCUAUCAGAACAGCAGGGGCGUGUCGGCUGCGUGUUGGAGGAGGGCGCGCGACUGAUCAGAGAUGCCGCGCUGUCCAGGGAUGAAGUUAACGAGAUCCGUCUCCAAAUGCGUCUGCUGAACCAGCGCUGGGAGACGCUGCGGCUGGGCGCGAUGGACAAGCAGACGAGGGUGCACCGCGACCUCAUGAAGGAGCAGGCGGACCAGCUCAAUGAGUUCGGCGAAUGGCUGACGUCGACGGAGGACCGCAUGUCGCGUAUGGAGGAGGCGGGCGAGCCGGCGGCGGCGCUGGCGGCGGCGGAGCAGUUGCACGCCGAGCUGCGGCGACAGCAGCCGCUCGUGGACGCACUGUCUGACGCCGUGCUAGUGGUGGAUGAAUCAGGCGACGAGGUGGAGCUAGAGGACCGUCUACGUGCGCUCGGCGAGCGGUGGUCGCACGCGGCCGCGUGGACGCUCGCACGGCUGCGGCGGUUACGUGCGCUGCUGCCGCUAGACACGAAGCUACGUGAGCUACAGUCGCGUGCGCAUGCGUUAGAACCGCAUCUUAAACAGAUGGAGGCGUACCCGGCGAGCGAGAUCGGCGAGGUGCUGGAGCGGAUAUCCGGCCUGCAGCGCGCCGCGCACUCGCUGCGUGUGCUGCGACGAGAACUCACCGAGUUGAUACCACAGGUGUCGGCGGUGGGCGGGGCGGAGGCGGGGCGCGUGGCGGACGACGCGGAGGGCCUGCACGACACGCUCGACGCGCUGCAGCUUAUGCUGGACGUGCAGGGGGACAGGAUUAAAGAGCUGGGUUUCGAAUUCGACAUCAAUACCACCGAAGAGGAGAGUUCCCCCACUGCCGGUGCUACCAUCACCACCACGAUGACCGUCGACGUCGACCGCAGCGACGCCGACCGCAACGACCGCGCCAAGAAGCCCCGUCUGUCGGAGACCGCAGCAGACUUCCAAGCGGGGUAUAAGGUGUUCGAAGACUGGGCUGAGAAGACUGAGAAGGAGCUCGAUGAGUGCGGGCGCUCGCUGCAGCGUUGUGACGGCGCGCGACGCGACGCGGCUCAGGCGUUGCUGCGUCGCGUGCAGCGGGAGAGCGAGGACAAGAACGCUGAUCUCGCCCACGUGACUGAAAUACAGCGGCGACUGGCGGCGGAUCCCGCGCUCAGAGAAGAGGCAAAAUUACAUGCGAAGAGCAUCGAAGAAGUAAAAAUACGAUGGGACGGGAUACAGAAGUCCCUCCUCGAGCUCCGAAACACGCUGAACCUUCUAGAGGACAAGGAGAACUACUAUAAGGGCCUAGAAGCGUUCCAGAAUGAGCUAGAAGAUAUAAAUUCUUGGAAGGAUAGAAUGCUCACCGACCCACCGUCCAACAACCAACUCAUCCACCUACGGAACAGAAUAAGAAUGAUGAAGCAACUGGAGGUACGACUGAAGGAACUAAACGCACAAUCGAUUAUAUUACUCACGAAAUCGAUAUCGAAAUCGCACAAAGACGAAAUAGAGGCGGACUCUAAACGAAUUAACGAAGCUUUUGAGGAGCUGAUCACUCAUCUAGGUAAACGAGAAGUCGAAAUUAAAUUGGCAUUAAACAAAAAGCCGGUUGUAGUCCAGACAGACGAAUAUAAGAAUGUGCAGAGCAAAAUACAGGAGAUGGAGGCUCAAAUCAUGUCGGAACAUGCCAUAGUCUCCUCGAAAGUUGACAUGGAGAGGAGAUUGGAGGAGUUGAAGCGGCUGAGACUCAAGUUUGAUGAUAUGCAGUCCUCCUAUGACACGGUAGUGAAGGAGAAGAGGGAGAAAUACGAGAAAGGCAGCGUCCAGGAUUUGCGAAGCAGCCUGGAGAAUCUGGUCGUCAAGUUCUCAGACUCGAAGACUAUUUUGGAGGGGAAAAUUAAUAAGUUGCAGAAAGGUAUCGAGCUGCUGUCCCAGCUGGAGGCGGAGUGUACGGAGGUGCGGGCGUGGCUGGAGCGUGUCAACAGUGCAGUGGGCGCCGUGCCGCUCGGUGACGUCGACGACCUCACACGGCUACUGGGCGACAGUAACAAAUUCCUAGAAGAGAAACCGACAUACCAAUCGAAGCUUGACGAUAUCGAAGCGACCAAAGACCAAAUACUCGAAGACUGCGAGGAAUCUCUCGCCAAAUCGAUCACAGAAAGCACCAAAGACCUGAAAAAUCAAUUCGAAACCAUCACCAAGAGUCUUCUAGAACAUAACGAGGCGCUCCGUCGAGGUCUAGAACGAACGGAGAAUGUCUUCGGCCGUAUAGAGGACAUGGAGAAGUGGCUGGACCAGCUGCAAGAGGAAAUACCCAAGGAUGAGGAGUGCACCAUCACGGAUUCCGGUCAGCUGUACCAGAUGAAGACGAGGUUCCAGACGCUGAAAGACAAGUGCGAGGAGAAGACGGUUGAGUUCAGAGAUCUUAGUGAGGAGGGUAAUGAGCUGCUAGAAGCGGGCGAGCGCGCGGCACUGGCGCGGCGACUGACGCAGCUCAGCGCGCUGUGGACGCGCCGCACGCACUGCGUCUACGAGCGAUACAAGGUGCUGACGGAGGCGUGGCACGAGUCCGGCGAGCUGCGGUCAUGGCUGGCGCUGCGGGGGGCGUGGCUUGACGGGCUGCAGCGCCGCCUGCGACCCGCCGCGCCCGCAGACGCCGAGGAGAUCGCGGACGAGCUCUACGAGCUGGAGAACUACCUGGCGCAGCGCAGCGACUCGCAGCUAGAGCGCAUCGAGGGUGUCGGGCGGCAGCUCGCGGACGCCGACAUCAUGCGGGACAGUAUCCGCCACGAGCUGCAGGCGCUGCACGAGCGCUGGCAGACGCUGCAGGCGCAGGCGGCGGAACGCUGCAAGGCGCUGGAGGCUGCUGCGCAGGAGGCAGCGGCAGGCGAGCUGGCAUUAGACGCUCUGCUGCGUCGCCUGGACGAGUUGCUGGAGCACCCGGAACCCGCUGAUCAGGUGUGGAGCGAGGUGGAGGCAGCUCGGGCGGGGCUCGCGCGCGUCGCGACGCAGGUUGAGGCGCACCGCGCCGCCGGCCGCGCGCCCGCUGCGGCGAGACUGGCGGAUAGACUCAAACUGGCGCAGAGUAAACUAGAAGAGGUGGAGUCUCUACGCGGGGAAGCUGGCGCGGCGGGCGCGGCGUGGUGCGGGCGGUUGGCGCGCGCGCGGGCGUCCCUGCACGCGCUGGCGGCGGACGCGGGCGCGCUGGCGCUGCACGCCGCCCACCCCGACCAAGUGCGCCCGCAGCUGCGCCGCUGCCUGAGAUUCUACCGCACGUUGAGCGAGAUCAAGGGCGAAGUGGAGUCUAUCAUCAAAACCGGACGCAAGAUGGUCGAAGAGAAGUCCAUUCCAGAUCCUCAAGACUUCUCCAAGAAGAUCGAUGAACUUAAAGAACUGUACAACAGACUGGGCGCUCACGUCACAGAAUCCAAGACCAAAUUAGAAACGGCGCUACUGACAGCGAGAGAGAUCCAAAACGACGUCCAGAGUUUGACCAUGUGGCUCCAAGGUUUAGGGAACGUCGGAAAACAGACCCUGGAAAUAGAAAUGUCCCGAAUGGAAGCUAUCAAAGACAAACUGAACGCCAGCUACGUGGAAUUCGCUAAGAACUGUGAUCCCGUGUACUUAGAAAACCUUAAAGAGCAAGUGGACGAUAUAAAUACUAAAUGGGAUAGUCUCAAGAGGCAUGGGCUAGGUAAGAAAGAAGAAAAAAAGGAGACGGAGGCAGAAGCACUGCAAAGGUACUUAAACGAUAUCGACAAGGAGUUGGACAAUCACGACACAAUGUCGGCAGCUAAACUGAAGCUGCUGAAGACAGAAGUAAAAUCGAAAGGGAACGAAGUGGAGACGAUGGACAACAAAGCCCUCACGAAGCAGUGGGAGAGGAUCCUGGAGAAGAUAACGGCGUCGGAACGGACCGAAAGAGAUAGCGUUGAGUACGAAAAUGUUACGGACACGAUCAAAAGACGCCUGGAGAGUCCCGUCAACUCUCCGGACACGGAGAGACCUGAGUUCAAGAGGUCCAAGAUACCUCUAGCCUUGCACAGUCCGGCUCCCAUAAAGAAGGAAAUUAAAGAGGGGGGGAUUAGGAGUAGGGGGUCGUCGCUGGAACGACGACAGAGGAAGGACACCAGUCCUAUGAGCGAUAGCAUGACCAGUACGAUGUCCAUCGAUUCAAUGGAAGGCUCAGUAUCGCUGACAUCCGUGCCAACCACUCCCGAUACUCCCAGAAAAGAUAGCAGUACGUUCAAUCUACUAAAAGAUAGCGAUCUAUUCACGCAGAUAUCUAAAAACAAAAUCGAAUGUGCUCCCAUACCUGAGAAGGAAGACAAAACUAAGAGGAGAGAAUCAGACCCGUGUCACGUUGUAGCGAUUACAGAACACGAGAUUGUCAAAUCUACUGUCAGUCCGGUAGAACCGAUGGAAAUAACAACGGACACUGUGGAAACAGUCGUAGAAUUUAUACCUCAGAACGUGGAAACGGUAGAAAUUAUAGAUGACACCGAAGGGGAAUCCCUAUGUGAUUCAGAUGAAGAAAGUAAAUCUGGAGACUUGGGAACGGAACCACAAACUUUUGUCGUUGAAGUGACGACUGUAGAGAAACGCAUGAAACCGACUUUGGGUAUACUAAAACGCAAAGACGCUGGGAGAGAUAAAAGUAAGGUAGUAACAGUGUCAGAAAUCCCAGAUAUUAUUCCCGAUUCUGAAGAUGUUUCAAUGAAGACACCGCCGCCUACGCCAUUCGCUGGUGCCACAGAUAAUCCUCUACUUUAUGAUUUAGCUGUGCAACAGAUUGAGGCUCAGAAGAAUCUUAUGAGGGAUGAAGUAAAUGAGUAUUUGAUACUAGACGAGGUACCCAAAGACCAGGCGGCGUUACCGGAGCCCUCUGCUACUGAAACUCUUUCUAGUGAUACAGUGGAGUUAAGAGAUGAUAAGCCGAUGAAGAAGAGUGGAGUCAGCAUAUCUGGAUCCACAUUGGAGAGAUUGAGAAGAAAAUCCGCCAACAAAGCAGAAGAAGAGGUUAUUUAUUCUGAAGUAGAGGAUGCACCUCAGGCACGCCUCUCAGCGUCGGAUUUCGACGAAAAGGAACCCCUGUCCACCUCGACUCCUAUCAAGGAGGACAGGAAACAAGUGCAGGUGGUGGCCAUGUCGCCCAAGAUACAGGAUGAUGAGACCAGGAAGCAGUCACCAAGUCCGAUCCUGCACAAGUCCCAUAUACCUAUAAGCAAGAAGGCAUACGAGAAGUAUCAACGCACGGAUGAGUAUGCCGAGGUAUGUUCGGCCGAGAGCACCGUAGAAGCGGACGCGGAAGCGGAGGCGGCAGCGGCGGCGGUCCGCGCGCGCUUUCCGCACGGGGCGGACGAUGCGGUGCUCGAGUUUGUGCGCGAAGCGGAGAAGAUGGCGCGGCGAUUGCAUGUGGUACUGUUAACGGUUGCGGCUGUUCCCAGCGAGCGUGACCCAGCCAAACGUUUAGAGAUCCUCAAGAAUCAACUAGGCAGCGUAGCUCCCGAUGCCGCGGCUCUCAUCUCUAGAGGCGACUCUCUAGUCUACGACAAGCACCGCGACUGCCCCGCGUUAGCUACGCGCCUGCAGCAGACGCAGGCGCGUCUUCGGGCGGAGUGGGCGCGCGUCAUGGCGGAGUUGGACAGCAAGCGCCGCGCCGCCCUCCGCGCCGAGGAUAUAGCGACGGAGUUGAAUACGCUCCUGACGCAGUUGCAGACAUGGUGUAAAGACUUCGAGCCUCGCCCCGAGAACUAUGCUGAGAUGGUAGAGAAAGAGACGGAAAUAGAGCGUCUCUCUGAACUCUGUCGUGAAUUGCGCACACAACGCGUCGCGUACCCCGAGCGUGCGGCGAGCGACGUCACAUCUGCGUAUAAUAGAUUCAAGCAGACGUACGAUGCGAUGCCGAAAAAGGACAGAAAGAAGAUGGAGGGCGGCGAGGCGGAGCAGGUCCGGCGUCUGAACCUGGCGCGCGAGGCGGUGGCGGCAGCGGCGCGCGCGCUGCGAGCCCCGCCCCUCGCCGGUUUAGACUACGACGACUUCCCGCUGCAGGAGGACGCACUAGAGAGGAUAAAACAGAGCAUGGAGGAGGUUAGCACCCAACUGGGUGCUGGCGGCGGCGAGCAGGCCCGCCGGCUGCGGGACAAGCUGAGGGCCGAGCUCGCCGAGCUGCGGGCCAGAUACGACAGCCGCCGGGAAAAAUGGAGCGAGUGUCAGACGGAGUGGGCGGCGCUGUACGCGGCGCUAGAGCAGGAGGGCGAAGCCCUGGAUGAGCUGGAGAGCGCUCUAGACGCAGGCAACGCCAGCGCGGCUGAUGUGGAGCGACUGCAGGCGCAGGCGGCGGAGCGUGUAGCGGGCGCGGAGGCGGCGUGCGCACGCGGCGCCGCCGUCACCGCUGCGUGCUCGGGCCGCCUCGCGCGUCUCGUGGCCGAACAGCUCGACGCGCUGUUACACCGCGCCCGCGCCGCCGCACAACGCGCGAGCGGAGCGGGUGGCGGUAGAGGAGCGGGUAGCGGAGCGGAGAGCGUGCUGCGUGCGGUCCACGCCCUGCUGCUUACUACCAGCGCGAACCCCUCCGAUCGCACCAGUCUUGCUAUCAGACUGAGUCUAGUCAAGGCCCGAGAGGAGGAGCUAGCUGCGGCCGAGAAGGUGACAGAAGACGAAAAACUCAAGGCGGAACUGAAAGAGGCACAGUCCAGCGUCUCUGCGCACGCGGACUACGUGCGGGGCAAGCUGGCCGCCCUCACCAAGUACUCCGCGCGCCUCGACGCCGCCCUGCCCUGGGCCAUGGAGACCCGGGCCAGGCUGGCGCUCCCGCCCACAGUCAGCGUGGACCGCGGCGAGCUGCAGACGAGCAUCAACGACAAGGAAGCGGAGAUACGCGAGGUCAUAGAGAACUACAACAACAUUGAGCGGGAGUGCGUCGCCGCCAAGCAGACUGUCUCGCCCGAGGUGCGCGAACGAGUACUCAAGCUGAAGGAGGACUGGGCGUUCAUACGCGCGCACGCGCCGCCCGCCCCCGGUGCGGAGCAGGCGAUACGCGAUCGGGGAUCGAAAUCGGAUCGGGAAUCGAAAUCGGAUCGGGAGAAAUCGAGCUCGGAUCGGGACAGCUCGAAGUCGGAUCGGGAAAGUUUGAGCUCGGUUCGCGAGAGCUCAAUGUCGGUUCGCGAUAGCUCGAAAUCGGAUCGGGAUGUUUCGAGCUCGGUUCGCGAUAGCUCGAAAUCGGAUCGGGACAGUUCGAGUUCGGUACGCGAGGUGUCGAGCUCGGUUCGCGAUAGCUCGAAAUCGGAUCGGGAAUCGAAAUCGGAUCGGGAUAGUUCGGAGCGGGACGUCCGGUCGAGUCCGGCCCGCGAACGCCAGUCCUCCGAUCGGAAGACGCCGGACAGGCAGGAGUGGGGUCGGUCGGGGUCGCGGCGGUCGCCGGGCGCCGCGGCGCUGCUCGCCAACUUCGACACCAGCGCGCUGCAGAUCCGAGACUGGCUGUCUGCGGAGACGACGAUGCUGCGCGCGCAGCCCGUCACCGUCGGCGACGUCGACGAGAUCCUCGGCCAGCUCGACAAGCAGAAGGGUGUACUCCGAGAGUUGGAGCAGAAGAAACCCCAGCUGGACGAGUUGCUCCACACCGCUGAGAGCCUCAAGGGCACAGAAAACCGACAGCAGCUUCAUGGCAAAGCAGAUAUAACGGGGUUCCCGGUGUCAAAAAUUAGUGGCAGUUUGUUACACAUGAGGUCCCUCCUCAAAGUAACAGCCCUCCGCGAGCACUGGGAUGAGGCGAACGCGCGCGUGUUGCAGCGCAAGGCGCAACUCGACGCGAUGCUGGGCGACUCGCAACGGUACGAGGCGAGGCGGCGCGACGCGGACGCGUGGCUGACGCGCAUGGAGACGCGACUCGCGGCCAUGACGGCGCCCGGCCACACCGCCGAUGUGCUGGAGAUGCAGUUGAGAGAGCAAAAGUCCUUCCACGCCGAAGUCCACCAGUACAAGCACCAGAUUGAGCUGUUCGGCCAGCUGACGCAGCGCCUGAUAGCGGUGUACCGCAACGACGAUACCACACGCAUCAAACGCGCCACGGAGGCCAUCAACCAUCGAUACAAUGAGCUGAAUAACAGCAUCGUGGCUCGCGGCAAGGCGCUCCACUCGGCGGUGUCUUCUCUGCAGAACUUCGACCGGUCCCUGGAGAAGUUCGUGGCGUGGCUGAGCGAGGCGGAGUCGCUGUUGGAUGCUGCUGAGAGGGACCCACAUCUGCUCAAGGAUCUGCAGUCGGAGAUCGAGACGCACCGCGAUGUUUACGCGUCCCUCACCGGGACCGGCCGGCGGCUGCUGGGCUCGCUGUCCUCGCAGGAGGACGCCGUCAUGCUGCAGCGGCGACUGGACGAGAUGAACCAGCGGUGGCACCACCUCAAAGCGAAAAGCAUGGCUAUCAGAAACCGCCUUGAGAGUAACGCUGAGCACUGGUCCGCUCUCCUGCUCUCUCUCCGGGAGCUGACCGAGUGGGUGAUAAGGAAGGAGACUGAACUCAACGCGCUGGCGCCACCUAGAGGCGACUUGAACGCGUUGAUAAAGCAACAGGAUGACCACCGCGCCUUCCGCCGUCAGCUGGAGGACAAGCGGCCGGUGGUGGAGAGCAACCUGCUCAGCGGCCGCCAGUACGUCGCCAACGAACCCCCGCUGUCAGACACCAGCGAUACUGAGGCGAGCCGCGACGAGGGUGACUCCCGGUACCGUUCUGCUGAGGAGCAGGCUCGGGAGCUGGCGCGCUCCAUCCGCCGGGAGGUCACCAAGUUGGCCGACACAUGGAACUCCCUAGUCGACCGCAGCGACGCCUGGGGCAGAUGCCUGGAUGAUGCUGUGCAGCGUGUUCGCACCUUCACAACUUCCCUCGAUGAGCUGGCUUCGCGCGUGCAGACGGCCGAAGCUGCGCGUGCGGCAUGGCGGGCGCCUGGCGACGCGAGAGAUGCGCGUGCGCAGCUCGACGCGGUGUCCCGUGCGCGGGCGCAGCUGCCGCCUCUGAAGCGCCUGGUGGACGAGCUACGGGGCCAGGCUCAGGCCAUGACCAGGGAUAACAUACAGCUGCCAGAGCAUCUGCUGGGACGAUUGGAGGACUUGAAUACCAGGGUAUCAGGUCUCUCAGCGGGAGGCGAGGAGCGAGCGAGGCAAUUGGCCGGCGUCGCCCGGGACGGUGGUGCAGGGGCCGCGCAGGGCUUCCUCGCCGGCUCAGUCAGGCCGCCCUGGGAGAGAGCCGUCACUCCGGCUAACGUACCUUACUAUAUUAACCACGAACUGGAGACCACUCACUGGGACCACCCGAAAAUGAUCGAGCUUAUGAACUCCCUGGCCGACCUCAACGAGGUCCGCUUCUCCGCCUACCGCACCGCGCUCAAGCUGCGCACCGUCCAGAAGGCUUUGUGCAUGCACAUGCUGCAGCUGCCGGCGGCGCUGGAGGCGUUCGACUCUCACGGGCUGCGCGCGCAGAACGACAGACUCAUUGACAUACCUGAUAUGAUCACCGUGCUCACGUCCUUGUAUGAGGUGAUAGCAGCGGAGAACCCAAGCCUAGUGAACGUCCCGCUCUGCCUGGAUCUGUCGAUCAACUGGUUGCUCAACGUUUACGACAGCCAGAGGACUGGUCAGAUCAGGGUGUUGAGCUUCAAGGUGGGACUGGUGCUGCUGUGCAAGGGCCAUCUGGAGGAGAAGUAUAGGUACCUAUUCCGUCUGAUCGCGGACCCGUCGUGCCGCGCCGACCAGCGGAAGCUGGGGCUGCUGCUGCACGACUGCAUACAGGUGCCGCGUCAGCUGGGCGAGGUGGCGGCGUUCGGGGGCUCCAACAUCGAGCCGUCGGUCCGCAGCUGCUUCGAGCAGGCCUCCGCCUCCAACAGCAAGGGCAACACGCUCGACAGGAAACCCUCUGGAGAUAAAGAAAACAACAAAGAGGAAGAGAAACCGGAACGGGAUGCUGACGGCCAACUUCAGCUGAUUGAAGCGUUCCACUUCCUGCAAUGGCUGCAGCGGGAGCCGCAGUCCAUGGUGUGGCUGCCGGUGCUGCAUCGACUGGCGGCUGCGGAGCCGGCCAGACACCAGGCCAAGUGUAACAUCUGCAAGGAUUACCCGAUCGUUGGGUUCAGGUACCGCUGCCUGAAGUGCUUUAACUUCGACAUGUGUCAGAAGUGCUUCUUCAACGGACGGAAGGCCAAGAACCACAAGCUGACACAUCCCAUGCAGGAAUAUUGCACCGCGACGACGUCGGGCGAGGACGUACGCGACUUCACGCGCGCGCUCCGCAACAAGUUCAAGUCGGCGCGAUACUUCAAGAAGCAUCCGCGCGUCGGGUACCUGCCCGUACAGACUGUUCUAGAAGGUGACGCUCUGGAGUCGCCCGCGCCGUCGCCGCAGCACGCGUCGAGCGGCGACGACAUGCACUCCCGCCUCGAGCUGUACGCGACACGGCUCGCCCAGGUCGAACUCGGCGCUAGGGCUGCCGACACUCCGGACAGUGACGAGGAGCACGCGCUCAUCGCGGCGUACUGCGCGUCGCUGAACGGGGAGGCGCCGCGCUCGCCCGUGCACGUCGUGUCCGGGAUACACCGGGAGCAGAGACACGAACUGGAGCUCAUGAUACGCGAGUUGGAGGAGGAGAACGCGAGUCUGCAGGCGGAGUACGAGCGGCUGAAGGCCAAGACGCCGGGCUCCACGCCCGAGGACCACGCCGAUAGGAACGCCCCGCCUGACCAGGACAUGAUGGCCGAAGCCCGCCUACUGCGCCAGCACAAGGGCCGCUUAGAAGCUCGUAUGCACAUCCUCGAGGAACACAACAGGCAGCUUGAGGCGCAGCUCACUAGAUUGAGAACGCUGCUGGAUGAGCCCGCUCAAGGCUCCCCGCCGGGCCGCACGGGCACGCUGCAGACUCGCUCAGUCACCGCUUCACAGCUGGCCACAGACUCGCCGGCCAAGAUGCACAACGGGCUGUACCAUGAUGGACAUACAAAUGGCGGUCGCGAGCGCGAGCGCGACAUGGAGCGGCCGCCGCCGCCGCCGCACGCCGUCCACUCCCUCAUGCACUGCGCAGAUGACCUUGGCAAAGCAGUAGAAGAGUUAGUGUCCGUUAUGACGGAGGAGAACCACAGCAACGCGCCUCCGCAGUACACCAACGGCAAUCCAGAGGAACCGGAAAAGUAGUCACUGUCACACCUGACACCUGUCACCCUGACAGCUGUCACACCUGACAGCUCGCGGCCUCCCGCUCUGGCAACAUUGUUCACUAACCAAAGAUUGUCUAUGGACCGCCACAGACUAAAAUGUAUUUUCCGUUGCACACUUCCUUUUAUUUUCUAACCGACUCUACACUAACUGCACUAAUGCUUCGUCUAUACAUAAGCUAACUUACUAAUACCGAACCGAGCUUCUAACUUCUUGGCGCGGGAAUUUGACCCUUAUGACCGAGCCCCGGGGCGGUCAGCACGCGAGCUGACCUCCCGACGACAGCUCGGGUUCGUAGAGACGAUAAUCGUAUGCAACGCUUAUUGUAUAGAUAAGGGCUUGCUAUGUUGCAGUACGUAUCGUGUGAGUCCUAGCCCCGAACGAUGACGCCAGAGCACGCUAUCAACGAAAAAGACAAUUUAUUAAGCAUUUAUAUUAUAUAGACGUAUAUAAAGUACAUAUCUAUUAGGGACAAUCUCUACGCUGUCAUAUCUUGUAAAUUUCCCAUAUCAUAAUAUGCUAUGUAAAAACCGGCACAUGUAUAAAAGUCACGUAAAACGGAACGCGAAUCUUGGCGUCGGUUUUAAGGCGAUGAGCUUUAAUCAC
This is a messenger RNA of Aricia agestis (brown argus), 12868 nucleotides long. RefSeq names its product dystrophin, isoforms A/C/F/G/H. The record is from RefSeq and is a predicted model, not a curated record. Gene Ontology annotation, biological process: synaptic signaling. Gene Ontology annotation, cellular component: plasma membrane. The transcript has 67 exons. NCBI's taxonomy places the organism in Eukaryota, Metazoa, Arthropoda, Insecta, Lepidoptera, Lycaenidae. Bases 29 to 12241 code for a protein of 4070 amino acids. Gene Ontology annotation, molecular function: zinc ion binding; protein binding.